GGAAAAGGGCUUCCUUACAAACCGAAGACAUAGUCCAGUAGAUUAGCGCAGCGCCCAUGAUACAAAUGUGUGUAUUAUCUCACGGCAGAACGCAACGUCAUCGCGCUAGGGAAGUUUAAAGAGGCGCUGUUUAGAAAGCCAACAGAGUUUCACUUGAAAAACUCUUUGACGGCUGUUGCCUAUGCUAUCGCAGCAGUUGACGCCCAACUUUCAGUUUCGUUUUUAGGCUAUUCCCCACGGACAGCGAGCUAUAAGAUGAAGCCUGUGUUGUGCGCUUUUGUGAUGGCCCUGAUCGCGCUGCAGCGUGCCGAAUGUUUAAAGAGGACAUAUUAUAUAGGAAUACGAGAGGAAUACUGGGAUUACGCGCCCAGCAGAAGAAAUCUGAUCAACAACCGAAGCAUUGACCAAGAACACGCAUCGGUUUUUCUGUCCAAUGGCCCUACCCAAAUAGGGAGUGUUUACAAAAAGGCUGUGUACAGACAGUACACAGAUGACUCUUAUUCCGAAGAAAUACCUAAACCUGAGUGGCUUGGCUUCCUUGGACCUAUUUUACGGGCUGAGGUCGGCGAUGUCAUGGUGGUACAUAUGAAGAACUUUGCAAGCAGGCCUUAUUCGCUCCACCCACAUGGAGUGUUCUAUAAGAAGGAUUCAGAAGGAGCGUUGUAUCCUGAUGGCACCUCUGGUCAUGAUAAGAGUGAUGAUGCGGUGGCUCCAGGUCAAAGCUGGACAUACACCUGGGAGGUCAAACCAGAGUACGGCCCUACUGAAGAUGAUGCCAGCUGUCUCACCUGGAUUUACCAUUCACAUGUAGAUGCACCAAAAGACAUUGCAUCAGGGCUUAUAGGAGCUCUGCUUACCUGCAAGAGAGAUACUCUGAUCUCUAGCAAUAAGCGCUCUGAUGUGGAUGAAGAUUUCAUUUUGAUGUUCAGUGUGGUGGAUGAGAACUUAAGCUGGUACUUGCAGAAGAAUGUUGAAAAAUUUUGCUCUGAACCAGAUGCAACAAAAAAACUUAUGGAAAGCGCAGAUGAGAAUUUCAGAGAGUCCAACCUUAUGCAUUCAAUCAAUGGGUAUGUUUAUGGUAAUUUGCCUUCACUGAAAGUGUGUAUUGGGCGUCCCGUGUCUUGGCAUCUUUUUGGCAUUGGCAACGAAGUGGACAUUCAUUCCGCCUAUUUCCACGGGCACACCCUCAUGGAUCGCAAGCACCGCACAGAUGUUCUUAGUCUGUUUCCUGCGACUUUUGUCACCGCAACAAUGAUCCCGAGAACAAAAGGAAAAUGGUUGUUAAGUUGCCAAGUCAACGAUCAUAUACAAGCAGGUAUGCAGGGUUUCUAUGAGGUCUCAGCCUGUGGGUCUGCAACCUCUCCAGCAGAAGCCCCUGGCAUCGAGAGACGUUUCUACAUUGCUGCUGAAGAGAUGGAAUGGAACUACGCCCCUACAGGAAUGAACAAUAUGAACAAUGCAAGCCUUACUAAACCAGACAGUGACUCUGAACCAUACUUCAGUCGUGAUGGUGGUAAACUGGGUGGAACAUACCUGAAAGCCAGAUACAUUUCAUAUACUGAUGAAACAUUUACUACCAAAACACAUAUUGCAGGCUCAGAUGUGCAUCUUGGAAUUCUGGGUCCUGUCAUCAGAGCAGAGACUGGUGAUGUUAUCAUUGUGACAUUCCUUAAUAAAGCUACACAUGACUAUAGCAUUCAGCCACAUGGUUUGCAUUAUGAAAAGACCUACGAAGGAGCAAUGUAUCAGGAUGGUAUUCAGAAAGAUGGAGCCUCUGUGGCCCCUGGUAAAAAAUUCACCUAUCAUUGGAGAGUAAUUGAAGGUCCCUCCAGCGAUGAUCCUCCUUGUCUUUCAUACUUGUACUACUCUGCUGUUGAUCCUGUCCAUGACACUAACUCUGGUUUAUUUGGGCCCAUACAAGUGUGCAAGAAAGGUGUUCUUGAUGGAAGUGGGCAUCAGCGUGCUGACAAAAUUCAGCAUGAGUUUUUUCUGCUAUUCUCUGUGAUGGAUGAGAAUGAAAGCUGGUAUCUGGAACAAAACAUUGAAAAGUUUGGCAGCGGUAAUUCAGAUCAAGAUAAUGAAGAGUUUCAAGAGAGCAAUAAGAUGCAUGCGGUGAAUGGCUAUAUGUAUGGAAACCUGCCUGGUCUGGAUUUGUGUAAUGGGGAACAUGCUGUGUGGCACACACUUGGAUUGGGCACAGAGGUGGAUAUCCAUGGUAUCUAUUUCCAGGGUAACACGUUUCAGCGCGAUGGGAUGAACCGUGACACUCUCAGCAUCUUCCCACAUACCACAGUUACUGUUAGCAUGACACCUGACAAUAAUGGCGAGUUUGAGCUGAGCUGUCGUACAGCUGAUCACUAUCACGCAGGCAUGCGUCAACAUUACACAGUCAAGUCCUGUUCGGCAAAGACUCCUGCACCAGAACGCUUUACCUCGAUAGUGCAGUACUAUAUAGCAGCAGAGGAAGUUAUGUGGAAUUAUGCGCCAAACCGAACAUGGGAACUAGAGAAACACAACACUACACUGAAGGAAAGCCCUGGAAGUAUUUACCUAGAACAAUCAUAUAAUCAGAUUGGCGCUGAAUAUAAGAAGGUGGUGUUUCGUGAAUACACAGAUGGAACAUUUACUGAAAAGAAGCCCAGGCAUCUGGAUGAGGAGCACUUGGGGAUAAUGGGACCCAUCCUCAGAGCUGAGGUUGGUGAGAGUGUUCAGGUUGUGUUUAAAAACAAAGCCAGCAUUCCAUAUUCUGUUCAUGCCCAUGGAGUGAAGACCAGUGAACCCCAUCGGAAUGGUGUUCCACCAGGUGAUGUGCUGACAUACACCUGGACCAUUCCAGAACGAUCCGGUCCAGGUCCCAAGGAUCCAGACUGUAUAACGUUUGCCUACUACUCCUCUGUCAGCUUUGUUGAGGACUUGAUGAGCGGUUUGGUGGGUCCACUGAUAGUGUGCCGUAAAGACACCCUGAACACUGAAAGACGUAGAAAAGACACUGAUAAAGAGUUUGCCCUCCUUUUCAUGGUGUUUGAUGAAAAUCUGUCCCACUACCUGGAUGAAAACAUAAAAACUAAGCUCAAGGCAGACCCAGACGAAUUUGACAAAUAUAAUGAAACCUUUAUGGAGAGCAACAAAAUGCAUGGUAUUAAUGGAAAGUUGUAUGCUAACCUCCAUGGGUUGAAUAUGACAGAGAAAGACAAGACCCAGUGGUAUUUGUUAGGACUGGGGAACGAAGUGGACAUGCACACUGUGCAUUUCCAUAGUCAAAGCUUCAUUUACAAAACGGAUCAUUCUCAUCGUGCUGAUGUAUAUGACCUAUUCCCAGGAACAUUUCAGACCAUAGAACUGAUUGCAGGAAGUCCUGGACAGUGGCUGCUACACUGUCAUGUGACUGACCACAUCUAUGCUGGGAUGGAGGCGCUUCUUACUGUUAACUCUAAAGCUGUCCUUCAUUUUGGAAGCCUCUACACUGUGAUGUUGUGUGUCCUUGGAUCAGUCCUAUUGAGCCUUCUAACUCACUGAAAAAAAAAAGAUAAGCGACCAUAAGCCCAACAUUGUUGCUCACUACUUAGUUACCUCAUCUGGCAUUCUCAUUGUAGCUGUUAAGUAAACAAGCUUUUGGGGGGAAACAACUCUAGAAAAUAAAUAAAUAAAUAAAUAAUGUCUUACUGAAGAUUAUUCUUUCAAUUUUGAUUUAACAUGUAAGUAAUGAUCAUUUAAUUUGGUAUUAUUUAAUGUUAAUACAAUCAAAGCUUUGAGAAGAAUGCACUAUACAACGUCUGCUGCUAACUGAAUGCCUGCUGUCUGCUAAAUAAUAAAUAUCAAUCUAUUACAGCUUUAUAUUAUAAACCUUUAACUGCUAAGUAAAUCAUUUAUAUUUGACAUAAUUCAAAUCUACAAGAUUAAAAAAAAAAAAAAAAAAAAAAAAAAACUUUAAACUUAGGUGGGGUUAGAAACACUGAAUCAGCUGUAUCGUCAGUAUUAUUGUAUAGUGUCAGAUGCUGUCAAGUCCCACACAUUUUGUAUGCACUGAUGGAGGACUCUGCAUUUUCAACCAUUGUUAGUAACUUAGAGUAAGUUGAUUAAUGAGUAUGUGAAUGUGUAAGUCAGUUACUUACUGGGUAAGUUAAUUGUUUUAUUUUUACAGUUUAACUACUUUUUAUUUUUUAACUCUUAUUUUUUUUUUCUUUCUUUCUGAUGAACUGUGGGAUAAUUAACCAUGUUCUGCUCUUGCAAAUUAUCAGUUGUAUAUAAAAAAGAACAUGAAUAAAAAUGAAGAGCAGAAUUAUUAUUAUUAUUAUUAUUAUUAUUAUUAUGUAGAAUGAUAUAUUUAAGCAUUUGAAAUUAGGCAUUACAGAUGAGUUUCAUUUGGAACAAAUGUACUUGUAUUAUGAGCUAACUGUGGAAAAUAAAAACUAUUUAUAUAUCCUUAAUUUUUUGUGGGUACUGAAGGAUUGGAUUCCGGAAUCCACUGCCGCUUCUAUAUAUAUAUAUAUAUAUAUAUAUAUAUAUAUAUAUAUAUAUAUAUAUAUAUAUAUAUAUAUAUAUAUAUAUAUAUAUUGAGUAAUAUAUAAUCAAGUUAUUAAUCAACAUUUUUUCUAAAUAUUAAAUUAUUUGAAUGACUUCUUCAACUUAUGUUAAAUCAUUUAUUUUCCUUUUCAUCUUCACACACUAGAGAAUAAUGUUGUAUAUUGUCUGUACCUCUCACUGAGAGAAAAGUACAACUUAUUUGUAUGUUUUGAGAAAUUUUCCUGUUUACAGUUAAAGCUCAGGCCAACUUCAACCUUGAAGAAGCUGUGAAUCAUGUAUAUCUUUGUAUGUGCGCUAAGUGUUCUGUACAGGUCCUUUAUGGGUGCUAGUGGACAACUGGCAUUCUGCUCUGCAGACGCCUUGUCAUGACGUAGAAGGACAUCCUGUGCCUAAAUCCAGAAUCCGAGAGUCAGCAUCAUGACGGAUGGAGAUAUGCUUCUGACUAUCUGUCCCUGUGUGGAAAAUUAAUAAUUUUGUCUAGUUUUCUUAGCCAAUCAGAAUCGUUUAACCUGAAGUAAUGAUGUAGUUAGUGGACUAUGUUAGAGUAUAAUUGUUGUGGAAAUGUGAAUGUACACAGUAAAAUCCCCAGAGUUAAAUCAACUCUGCUCAGAGUACAUUUGGUCCCUCUCUGAAUAGUGUUAAAAUAACACUGAAGCAGAGUUAAAGUUAAUGAGAUAAUUAAGCUAUUAAUUAAGUGAUGAUUAAACAUUAAUGAUGAACACCUGCUGUUAACAAAAUUUUAUCUUUUAUCUUCAGUUGAUUUCAAUUACAUGGUUUUGGCUGAGGUCAGCUGUAGUUCUUGUGUUUCUCUUUUCUUCAGUGAUUCUGCUUGUUAACAGCAGGUGUUUAUCAUUAUUGCUCAAUCAUCACUAAAUUAAUUGCUUAAUUAUUUCAUUAACUUUAACUCUGCUUCAGUGUUAUUUUAACACUAUUUAUAGAGGGACCAAAUGUUCUCUGAGUAGAGUUGAUUUAACUCUGGGGAUUUUGCUGUGUAUGCAGAGGGGCCUACGAACUCCUUGUGAGACUUAAAGCUGGCUUCUGCUGAUGAAACUGCAAACUAUUCUUCAGUAAAAUUUAUUCAAUUUAUUUGUUUUAAA
Molecule: messenger RNA, 5621 nt
Organism: Ctenopharyngodon idella (grass carp)
Lineage: Eukaryota; Metazoa; Chordata; Actinopteri; Cypriniformes; Xenocyprididae
Product: ferroxidase HEPHL1-like
Exons: 20
Coding region: 256-3516 (1086 amino acids)
Biological process (GO): iron ion transport
Cellular component (GO): plasma membrane
Molecular function (GO): ferroxidase activity; copper ion binding
Source: RefSeq, a predicted model, not a curated record